Vicia villosa (hairy vetch) is the source of this 3288-nucleotide messenger RNA. RefSeq names its product phytyl ester synthase 1, chloroplastic-like. NCBI's taxonomy places the organism in Eukaryota, Viridiplantae, Streptophyta, Magnoliopsida, Fabales, Fabaceae. Gene Ontology annotation, cellular component: membrane. The record is from RefSeq and is a predicted model, not a curated record. The transcript is spliced from 14 exons. Bases 266 to 2263 code for a protein of 665 amino acids.
AUCGCAUCUAUUACACCACUUUUUGUAUAUCUUUUUCUCUGAAAUGAAAUGCACCUAGAUAGGAUAUCCACAAAACAAGUCUCUAUUAUUUUGUUGAAUAGAAAACAAAACGUUAAACAAGUGUUUAUAUCAAAGAAAGAAAACAACGUACGUUAUAUCUCCUUUGCAUUUUGUAUAUAUCUUAUAUGACUACUAGUAGUAGUUACUAGUUAGUAAUAACUAAUUCAAAUCUCCUGCAACCUCUGCUGAGAUACCAAAAACAGCCAUGAUUGCCGCUGGAGCUUGUUUCUCCUCGCUUUUCCGCCGCAAGCAGCCGUUUCAGGCCUUGAAACUUAAGUCAGGCAGUAUACGGAGCAUAACCUCUGCUCGGUUUGCCAUGUCAAUCAACAGUGUUGGAGCAAUGGAGGAGAAGCAGAGACUGAGCGGUUGGAAGGAAUACUUGGAGCAAGCGAAAGAGGUGAUAAAAGCAGACGGUGGACCUCCGCGGUGGUUUUCGCCGUUAGACUGCGGUUUGCCGUUGGAAAAUUCUCCGCUGAUGCUGUUCUUGCCAGGAAUUGAUGGCGUGGGUUUGGGACUUGUUUCGCAUCAUCGCAAACUCGGAAGGUUAUUUAAUUUCUGGUGCUUGCAUAUUCCAGUUGCCGAUCGAACACCAUUUACAGACCUUGUGAAGUUAGUUGAGACAACUGUUAAGUUAGAGUAUCAACGUUCACCAAAUAGGCCCAUUUAUCUCGUCGGAGAAUCUCUAGGAGCCUGCCUUGCGCUGGCUGUUGCCGCUCGUAACCGUGAUGUUGAUAUUGUACUAAUUUUGGCAAACCCAGCUACUUCUUUCAGUAGGUCCCAGGUGCAACUUCUAACACCAUUGUUGGAUGCUUUGCCUGCCUCACUCUCUCCUGCUCUGCCUAACAUUCUCAGUUUGAGUGCAGGCGACAUUCUGAGGACGGUGUUCGAUAACACUGUGAAAGGACUACCACUACUAAAUGCAGCAAGAGAGCCACUAGGCAAUUUUACUACAUUUGCAUCAUCUCUUCCUGUUCUUACAGACAUUUUACCAAAAGAAACAUUUUUGUGGAAACUAAAGAUGCUUAAGUCUGCUUCAGCAUAUGCUGAUUCACGCCUAUAUGCUAUCAAAGCUCAGACUUUGAUACUUUGCAGUGGAAAGGACCAGUUACUACCUAGCCAACAGGAAGGUGAAAGACUACGUCAGUUACUGCCUAACUGUGAACUCCGUAAAUUUGAUGACAGUGGCCAUUUCCUAUUCUUGGAAGGCAGCCUUGACCUAGUAACUAUAAUCAAGGGAACUUCUUACUACCGGCGUGGCAAGUAUCAUGACUAUGCUUCGGAUUUCAUACCGCCUACACGAGAUGAGGCCAAUAAAAUAAUAGAAUCAUACAGUUUGUUUAACUUCAUCACUAGCUCUGUAAUGCUUUCAACUUUGGAGAAUGGAAAGAUUGUAAAGGGCCUUGCUGGAAUUCCUUCCAAGGGGCCUGUUUUGUUAGUUGGGAACCACAUGCUGCUAGCAUUGGACAAAGUUUCCUUGUUAUCUCGAAUUUAUACUGAGCAAGACAUCAUUGUUCGAGGAAUGGCACAUCCCUUAAUGUUUAGGAGACAGAAAAGGGGAAGAUUGCCAGAAGUAUCUUCUUUUGACUGGUUAAGAGUUAUGGGUAUUUUUCCUGUAACAGCAACUAACCUUUUCAAGCUUUUUUCUUCCAAGUCACAUGUCAUAUUAUUUCCUGGAGGAAUUCGCGAGGCUUUUCAUAGGAAGGGUGAAGAAUACAAGUUAUUCUGGCCUGAACAAUCUGAGUUUGUCAGGAUGGCUGCCAGAUUUGGAGCCAAAAUCGUACCUUUUGGUUCUGUUGGAGAAGAUGAUCUUGGUCAAGUUGUGGUUGAUUACGAUGACUUGGUAAAGAUUCCUUACUUCAGGUCUGAAAUAGAAAGCCUUACAAAUGAGGCUGUGCAGUUGAGGGCUGGUGUUGGUGGUGAGGUGGAAAAUCAACAAGUGUAUCUGCCUGGAGUUUUGCCAAAAGUUCCGGGCCGGUUCUACUAUUAUUUUGGAAAACCAAUUGAAACCGAAGGAAGGAAACAGGAACUUAAGGACAAGGAGAAAUCUCAAGAAUUAUAUUUUGAAGUGAAAACCGAGGUAGAGAGAUGUAUUGCUUAUUUGAAGGAAAAACGAGAAAGUGAUCCCUAUAGAAGUAUAUUGACUCGGUCAUUAUACCAAGCUACACACGGUCCUGCAUCUGACAUUCCAACUUUUGAAAUUUGAUUGUUCCACAGAGAAAAUGGUAAGUUCUAAUUUAUCCAUAAAAUUUAGAUUUAGGUUAGAGGGGCAAACAAUGUAAACUGUGAAUAGUUUCAGGAAUUGCUUUCUUGCCAGAAGGCAUGAUAGCUCAUAGAAGGUUGAACAAUUGUGCUAAUCUCCCUAUAGUUUAAAUAAAAAAGAAGCAAAUGAAUAAAUUACAUGAUUGGGAUAGGAACAUACUCAAGUUGCAUGUAAAUUUGUAAAUUUUUAUUCUAGGAUUAUGGCAUCUUGAACCAUGUACGAGGUAUCAAUGUAUCAUUCUCUACCAUAGUGAAACUAUAUGUCUAUAGUCUAUAUUCAUACACCAGAAGUGUUUGGAUUUCAUUCUAAGGCUUUCUAUGGUUGGUUUUUAGUUUGGAUGAUUGUUUGCGUUGAUAAGUCUGAUACUUAUGAACCUUUGGUUUGUGUUUAUGCCAUUUUCUCCAACUCAGAUCAACUUUUGAGUUGAGAUAUAUAUAUUUUUAAUUCAUAAGCUAAGGUUCCGUUUGCUUUAUAAAACUGUUGUCUUAUUUUUUAAAACAGAAAUGAUAGUUUUACACUGCGGAUGACACUUACACAGUAUACCUAUUCAGUUUUGGUUUUUCAGAAUUUUAAUAAUUAUAUACAGUAGGGAUGACACACUAACACAUGCUUAGCUAUGUUGUAUUUCUAUAUGGUGUAGAUGUAAAAUGAUAAAUUUUUGGUGUAAAGAUAGCACCCUCUUUUUAAAAUAAAUCUUCAAAUAGUCGGUAGAAAAACCAAAUGAUCAAAUUAUAACAACGUCAAUCAUCAUUAAGACAAAUUCAACAUACAAGACAACACCAAAGAAAAAUAUAUCUUCAAAGAGCAGGUAGUUGAAGCACUUAUCUGUACGGGUGUUCAACACAAUUCACAAUUCGUUCUGGUACGUGGUACGAAUUCGGGUUCGCGGUACGCAACUCUAAAAAAAUUUAAGAGAAUUUCUUCACCCACCUCCCAACCUUCGUGGCCACCUCCGGUGAAUUUACCAC